Messenger RNA from Cryptomeria japonica (Japanese cedar), 1933 nucleotides. Its product is annotated as glucan endo-1,3-beta-glucosidase 9. Gene Ontology annotation, cellular component: plasma membrane. Gene Ontology annotation, molecular function: hydrolase activity, hydrolyzing O-glycosyl compounds. The coding region runs from base 187 to 1650 and encodes 487 amino acids. NCBI's taxonomy places the organism in Eukaryota, Viridiplantae, Streptophyta, Pinopsida, Cupressales, Cupressaceae. Gene Ontology annotation, biological process: carbohydrate metabolic process. The record is from RefSeq and is a predicted model, not a curated record. The transcript has 2 exons.
UCAGUCAUUCUCCUUAAAUUCCUUCACACCAAAACCACCUUGUUCAUUUAUCACUUAUUUAUUAAUUGAACGCUAUUAAUAAAGUACACACACCGCAAAUCUCAAACUGCAAGUGCAACAUAGUUAUGUUCAGGUUUUGUGCUAAUUAAUGCACGCAUUUAGCUUCCUACUUCACUGGACUGGAAGAUGGCAUCAACUACAUUUAUGCUGAAAUGCUUACUCUUCAUAUGGGUAUCUGUGCAUCUAAGCCCAGUAGUAGCAGGAGGCCUAGGCUUGGGUGUGAACUGGGGGACACAGUCAUCCCACAGACUGUCACCUUCCAUUGUUGUCAAUGUUCUGCAGGCGAACAACAUUACCAAAGUGAAGCUAUUUGAUGCAGAUCCCCUAGUCUUAGAAGCUCUCACAGGUACCCACAUAAAUGUCAUGUUGGGUGUGCCAAACCAGAUGCUGAAAACUUUAAGCAAGUCCCGAGCAGCUGCAAGGAGUUGGGUUCAUGAUAAUGUCACCAGAUAUGCCUUCAAGGGUGGUGUUGAUAUCAGGUAUAUUGCUGUGGGAAAUGAACCUUUUCUUGCUAGUUACAAAGGACAGUUUCAGGCAUUUGUCCUCCCUGCAGUGGUCAACAUACAACAGGCCUUGGAAAAGGCAAAUCUCGCGAAUCAAGUAAAAGUCGUGGUUCCCUGUAAUGCUGAUGCCUACCAGUCCAAGGUGCCGUCAAAAGGAAUCUUCAGGCCUGAUUUGAAUAAGACUAUUCAUCAGCUUGUUUCGUUCCUUAGUAGUAAUGGGUCUCCCUUUGUGGUUAAUAUUUAUCCCUUACUAGAUGUUCAUCAGAAUAAGAAUUCUUCAAUACAUCAUCCCUUUUUUGAGAACAGUACUCAUCCAUUUAUUGAUGGGCGGAGAGUUUACCAGAAUGAUUUUGAAAGAAUCCUUGAUUCACUUGAGACAGCCUUGAAACAGAAUGGCUUUGGCCAAAUGCCAAUCAUAAUUGGGGGGAUUGGAUGGCCGACUGAGGGAGCAGCCAAUGCAACUAUUAGCAAUGCAAAGAGAUUCAACAAAGGGCUGAUAAACUAUAUCAAAAGUAACAAGGGCACCCCACUUAGACCAGGAAACCCCCCUGUCGAAACCUAUAUUUAUAGUCUGCUAGAUGAGGACCAAAAGAGCAUUGUAGCUGGAAAUUUUGAAAGGCAUUGGGGCAUAUUCACUUUUGAUGGUCAGGUCAAAUAUGAGGUUGAUUUGGGACAAGGAUCAAAGGAUCUGGCGAGUGCAGAAAAUGUUCAGUAUUUCUCUUCAAGGUGGUGUGUUGCAAAUGACAACCUAGACCUCACCAAUGUUUCAAGCCAUGUUCGACUAGCUUGCUCAACUGCAGAUUGUACGGCCCUUUCUUCUGGAGGUUCAUGCAAUAAAAUUGGAGCACUGGCAAAUAUCUCAUAUGCCUUUAACAGCUACUAUCAAUUACACAAUCAAUCAGGUGACAGCUGUAAUUUUGAUGGACUUGGAAUGAUCACAACUGCAGACCCAUCCAUUGGAGAUUGUCGAUUUUUGGUUGGGAUUAGUGAUUCGUCUGUUUUUACUGUGUACAAUAGUAUAACGCUUUUGAUAGUCCAAAGUAUAGUUCUUCUAUGUACACUGACUUCUCUCAGCAAUAUGUUUUAAUUGCUGUAAAUUACUGGCAUCAAUCCUUCUGAGUUUAUUUACAGUUGGUUCUCCUAUCUAAUCCUUUUUAUUCACUGACAAAAUGUAAGAAUCUGGAUGUUGGGGCUUCUGUAGUUAUUUGGCUAAAGUACCUGAAGUGGUCCAAGGCAGACUGGAGCAUGGAGCUGUUUGCUGAUAUGUUGCAAGCCUUCAGUAAAGUUUAGAUUGUGUCCUUGUAUAAAGUUUGCACUAGGUUUCAUUCAAUGCACUUAAGUUUUAUACUAAAUGUCUGAGUUUUCUAGUC